Polyodon spathula (Mississippi paddlefish) is the source of this 3204-nucleotide messenger RNA. Its product is annotated as protein kinase C delta type-like. Gene Ontology annotation, biological process: protein phosphorylation. NCBI's taxonomy places the organism in Eukaryota, Metazoa, Chordata, Actinopteri, Acipenseriformes, Polyodontidae. The record is from RefSeq and is a predicted model, not a curated record. The transcript has 19 exons. Gene Ontology annotation, molecular function: ATP binding; diacylglycerol-dependent serine/threonine kinase activity. The coding region runs from base 123 to 2201 and encodes 692 amino acids.
AGAGAAACACUCCCUCCUGGCUCUCGCUACUUCCUUAAACUGCUUCAGAAAACAGAACCAGAGAAAAUUGAAAGUGCGAGCGUUUCUGCACAGAUUGGGCAGUGCUGCUGUUCCAGUAAAGGAUGGGUCCCUUCCUGCGCAUCUCCUUCAAUAACUUCGACCUGGGGCCCCUGCCUCAGCUCACAGACCCCCCGUUCUGUGCUGUCAAGAUGAAGGAGUCCCUCAGCACAGAGCGUGGGAAGACCCUGGUGCAACGCAAGCCCACCAUGUACCCUGCCUGGCAGUCCUGCUUCGACGCCCACAUCUACGAGGGCCGUGUGAUCCAGAUCGUGCUGAUGAAGUCCGCGGAGGAGCCCCUCUCCGAGGGCACUGUCGGGGUCUCUGUGCUGGCUGAGCGCUGCAAGAAGGCCAAUGGAAAGGCGGAGUUCUGGCUUGACCUCCAGCCAUCAGGCAAAGUGAUGAUGGCAGUGCAGUUUUUUCUUGAAGAAGGUACAGAUUGCAAGCAGGCCGUCAAGGAUGAGGACGGCGCGGUCACCAUCAACCGGAGGCGUGGCGCCAUCAAGCAGGCCAAGAUCCACUACAUCAAGAACCACGAGUUCACCGCCACCUUCUUCAGACAGCCCACCUUCUGCUCCGUGUGCAGGGAGUUCGUCUGGGGACUCAAUAAACAGGGAUACAAGUGCAGACAAUGCAACGCUGCAAUUCACAAGAAAUGCAUCGAGAAGAUUAUCGGGAGGUGCACCGGCACUGCAGCCAACAGCAGAGACACUGUGUUCCAGAAAGAGCGCUUCAAGAUCGACAUGCCGCACAGGUUCAAGACACACAACUACAUCAGCCCCACUUUCUGUGAUCACUGCGGCAGCCUGCUGUGGGGGCUGGUGAAGCAAGGGAUAAAAUGCGAAGAUUGUGCCAUGAACGUGCACCACAAGUGCCAGACCAAAGUGGCCAAUCUCUGUGGAAUCAAUCAGAAAAUGUUGGCAGAAGCUCUGUCUCAAGUCAGCCAGAAACAUAUCGUUAUCGGGAAAUCUACCAGGAAAUCAGAUCCCAAUCUAGCUGAUCCUUCGGGUAUAGGCAUCUAUCAAGACUUUCUCCAGGGCCCCUCCGUCCCUGGCCUGGACUCCAAUGCAGAUGGAUCCCAGUAUGACAAGCUGUGGGAGGGGACCUCUCCCAGGAUUCCAGCCACAAUCUCGUCCCGCCUGCGCAAGAUCAACAUAGACAACUUUGUGAUGCACAAGGUGCUCGGCAAAGGCAGCUUCGGAAAGGUAAUGCUGGCGGAGCUCAAGGGCAAGGGCGAGUUCUUCGCGAUCAAAGCGCUUAAGAAGGACGUGGUGCUGCUGGACGACGAUGUGGAGUGCACCAUGGUGGAGAAGAGGGUCCUUGCGCUGGCCUGGGAUAACCCCUUCCUCACACACCUCUACUCUACCUUCCAGACCAAGGAGCACCUCUUCUUUGUGAUGGAGUAUUUGAACGGAGGAGACCUGAUGUUCCACAUACAGGAGAAAGGACGCUUCGACCUCUACAGAGCCACGUUUUAUGGCUCUGAAAUAGUUUGCGGGUUGCAGUUUUUGCAUGCCAAAGGAAUUAUCUACAGGGAUCUGAAGCUGGACAACGUGAUGCUGGAUAAAGACGGACACGUCAAAAUCGCAGACUUUGGAAUGUGCAAGGAGAAUGUGUUCGGAGAGAACAGGGCGACUACGUUCUGCGGGACGCCUGAUUACAUUGCACCCGAGAUCCUGCUGGGACAGAAGUACUCGUUCUCUGUGGACUGGUGGUCGUUCGGCGUGCUGCUGUACGAGAUGCUGAUUGGCCAGUCUCCCUUCCACGGGGAUGAUGAGGACGAGCUGUUUGAGUCCAUCCGCAUGGACACUCCGCACUACCCUCGCUGGAUCACCAAGGAGACCAAGGACAUCCUGGAGAAGCUGUUCGAGAGGGAACCAACGAGGAGGCUUGGCAUUGUAGGAAACAUCAAAACACACCCCUUCUUUAAAACCAUCAACUGGAUUGCCCUGGAGAAGAGAGAGGUGGAGCCCCCAUUCAAGCCCAAAGUGAAAUCGCCUGAAGACUGCAGUAACUUCGACAAGGAGUUCCUGAACGAGAAGCCCAGGCUGUCCCACACCGAUAAGAACCUCAUCGACUCCAUGGACCAGACAGCCUUCAGCGGUUUCUCUUUCAUCAACCCCAAGAUGGAGAAGCUCUUGUAGAAGCGAGGCCGGGCACGCUCGCUCCUGGGGUUCAACGGUGCCCUUCGGUUACUGACAACUGAUUUGGCCUUGAUUGAUUACCUGACCCAAAAGCGAUGAUUGGUACGAUCUGUGAUUAAUCGUGUUUCCAACUGGGACCUGAAGAUAAAAAGAACCAGUGCCGCUGCUACCGACAAGUUCUGUUCCUCUCUCUUCCUGUAGAAAACCAGACUGUCCAUAAAAUAGGGCUGGGAGGUGAGAGUGCUAGCCAGGCGUUAUUUCAGUGCAGCCCCCCUUCUGUUGUAAAGGAAAAGAGAGGUACGGUUUUAUUUGAAAAAGUUAACAAGUGAAAAGAUGAUCUUCAGGAUUGAUCGUGAUCAUCUGUAGCCUAUAAUUGAUAACCGAAAAUGUUUUUAUUCUUCAACCCUGAUUGUACCUAUGGGUUCCAAUUUCAGUAAAAAUGCAAGACGGGUAGAUGGAUACAAACAGAUGGGGCAUGGCAAGUGUUAUGUAGCAGUACGUGGAGAGGUAUUAUGUUAUAAAUAUUAUAGAGAUAGGGAUGCUAUAUAUAGAGAUAGGUAUAAUAAUCAAGAAUAAUGUACUGUAUUAUGAUUGUAAUUUACCCAAAUCGACCCUCACUCUCAUACCGUGACAAGAGCAUAAAGAGAUUGUUACUAUAGUUAGAAUUAGCCUUGUUUAUUUUUUGCAUGUAAUGGGUUGCCAGGGUAAUGUUCUUGUGUGUAUGUAGUCUGUGGAUUAUUAGUAUAGUUAUUUUAUUUCUCCUCUGUCGUGUGCAGUGAUUCCCGGCUCCAGGCCUCCAACAGUCUGGGCCUUUGUUACAACCAGCACUUGAGUAUUUAUUGAAACCCUGCGCUGCAUUCCUCUGCACAUAAACAUUGUUCUGUUUGCAGGAUGGCAAUCCAGGUUUGAAAGAGACGGACCCCAGACACUGCGCACACACACCACGGUGGCAGGCUGGCUCCAGGGGGUGAGGAAGGGGGCGGUGGCAGGCUGGCUCCAGGGG